UGCCUCUGGCUGCUUCGUCUUCCUCCCCUUCCUUGUCCUCUGCCUCUGCUGCACUCUGCUCCACCCCCUUUUUUCUUUCCCCCAUCCAUGGUGCAGCUUUUGCCGGCGCUGGUGGCGCUCGCCCUUCUCCUCGUCAGACCGGUGGCGGAUGCGGCGAUGGCUAAAUACACGUUCACAGUGGGGAGCAUGCAGAUCAGUCAGCUGUGCAGCAGCACCAGCAUUAUUGCGGUGAACGGGCAGCUGCCGGGCCCGUCGAUAGAAGUGAACGAAGGCGACGAUGUCGUCGUCAAGGUCGUCAACAACUCGCCGUACAACGUGACCAUCCACUGGCAUGGUGUGCUCCAGCUCAUGACCCCGUGGGCGGACGGCCCGAGCAUGGUGACGCAGUGCCCCAUCCAGCCCAGCAGCUCCUACACGUACCGGUUCAGCGUGCCGGGGCAGGAGGGCACGCUGUGGUGGCACGCGCACUCCUCCUUCCUCCGCGCCACGGUGUACGGCGCCUUCAUCAUCCGCCCGAGGCGCGGCAACGCCUACCCUUUCCCGGCGCCGGACAAGGAGGUCCCCAUCGUGCUCGGCGAGUGGUGGAACCGCAAUGUAGUCGACGUCGAGAGCGACGCCAUCUUGGCCGGUCAGCUUCCCGCCCAGUCCGACGCGUUCACAGUUAACGGCAAAACCGGCCUGCUGUACCAGUGCGCGAACGAGACGUUCACGGCGGUGGUGGAGCCCAGCACGAGGGUGCUCCUCCGGGUCGUCAACGCCGGCCUCAACUCGCACCUCUUCUUCAAGCUGGCCGGCCACAACUUCACCGUCGUCGCCGUGGACGCGGGCUACACCUCCAACCUCAACACGGACACGCUCGUGCUCGCGCCGGGCCAGACCGUGGACGCGCUCGUCACCACCGCCGCCGCGCCCGGGAGCUACUACAUGGCGGUGCUGGCGCACGACACCAUGAGCCCGCUCGCGUUCGCGGCGUCGGACACGACCACCGCCACCGCGAUCCUCCAGUACAACGGCACGUCGUCCACCAACCCGCCCGCGAUGCCCGCCAUGCCGUCCAGCUCCGACUCCGGGACGGCCAACGCCUUCUACUUCGGGCUGAGGGGCCUGGGCGCGCCCGCGGUGCCGGCGCCGGUGGACGUGAGCAUGACCAUCGAGCUGGGCCUCGGCCAGCUGCCCUGCGACCCGUCGCAGACCAGGUGCAACGGGACCGCGGCCGCCGCCGCGAUGAACGGCGUCUCGUUCCGCCUCCCGUCCCCCGAGACGUCUCUCCUCGGGGCGCACGUCGACGGCGUCGCGGGGGUCUUCACGGCAGAUUUCCCGGACGGUCCGCCGCCGAGCGGCACGGCGAUGUCGGUGGGGACCAAGCUCAAGAAGCUCAGCUACAACUCGGUGGUGGAGAUCGUGCUGCAGAACCCGGCGGCCGUCCCGACGGAGAACCACCCGAUCCACCUCCACGGCUUCAACUUCUUCGUGCUGGCGCAGGGGAUGGGUACCUUCGCCCCGGGAAGCGUGGCCUACAACCUGGUGGACCCGGUGGCCCGCAACACCAUCGCCGUGCCUGGCGGUGGCUGGGCUGUCAUACGCUUCGUCGCCAACAAUCCAGGCAUGUGGUUCUUUCACUGCCACCUGGACCCGCACGUGCCUAUGGGCCUGGGCAUGGUGUUCCAGGUGGACAGCGGGACGACGCCCGGCUCCACGCUCCCUACGCCGCCGGGGGAUUGGGUGGGAGUAUGCGACGCGCAGCACUACGCGGCCGCGGCGGCGGUAGCAGCAGCGCCGGUGCCAGUUCCGGCCCCAGCCCCAGUCCCAGCACCAAUCCUAGCGCCAGCACCAGCAGAAUCGCCGUUGCCACCUCCGCGCGCGGUGGACCACAAGCCGUCGCCCAACCUUCCUCAGCGCAGGGAGCACACGGGUACCUCUAAUUCCGCUGCUGGACGGAGAGCUAAGGGGCACCUCGCUUGUUUCUUGUGUUCUGUCCUCCUUUUCUUUCUUCUUCGUCAACACAAGGCCUAGCUCAUGGGAAGCUUUGGCGUGAUACCCGCGCAGAAUCUGCAGUUUUGUUCGUUCGUGUAAGUAAUAUGAAAUUGUUUUUUCUUUAAAUCUUUUAUACACGUGUAUAUGGAUUUAUAUUCUGAUGUAAUUGUGUGACCUUUUCCUUCUCCACGUGGGAAGUUGUGCAUAGCAAAGUUCAUGUUUAGGGUUUAUUGGCUCUCUGUAUUCAUGAUAGACAUUGAUACAAAGUAAUAUCAUACACUACGGUUUGAUUUGAAA
Messenger RNA from Zea mays, 2271 nucleotides. Its product is annotated as Laccase-7. Bases 88 to 2013 code for a protein of 641 amino acids. The transcript is spliced from 6 exons. The record is from RefSeq and is marked provisional. Gene Ontology annotation, cellular component: apoplast. Gene Ontology annotation, biological process: lignin catabolic process. Gene Ontology annotation, molecular function: hydroquinone:oxygen oxidoreductase activity; copper ion binding. NCBI's taxonomy places the organism in Eukaryota, Viridiplantae, Streptophyta, Magnoliopsida, Poales, Poaceae.